Molecule: messenger RNA, 288 nt
Organism: Pseudogymnoascus destructans
Lineage: Eukaryota; Fungi; Ascomycota; Leotiomycetes; Thelebolales; Thelebolaceae
Exons: 2
Coding region: 1-288 (95 amino acids)
Source: RefSeq, a predicted model, not a curated record
AUGGCCCGAUUAUCCACCCUCGCGGCAGCACUCGCCCUGAUCUCCUUCACCAAUGCCGCCGACUGCGGUGCCGCGUAUACGGACUACUUCGCCGCGAUCAAUGCUGCGCUCGGCACCGUCGCCAGCGGCGAGCGCGUUGCCGUGAUGGCUUCGGGUUCCAUUGGCACCAACAUCAUCUCGAUCGACAGCGGCAAAAUCUUCGAGGGCUGCUGCACCAUCGACCUGGGCUACAAGGCUGGGAGGGGCGGCAUUGAGUCGCUGAACACCAAGGGUGUCUCCAUCCCCUAA